Molecule: messenger RNA, 3342 nt
Organism: Pecten maximus
Lineage: Eukaryota; Metazoa; Mollusca; Bivalvia; Pectinida; Pectinidae
Product: malate dehydrogenase, cytoplasmic-like
Exons: 8
Coding region: 69-1073 (334 amino acids)
Biological process (GO): tricarboxylic acid cycle; malate metabolic process; oxaloacetate metabolic process
Molecular function (GO): L-malate dehydrogenase (NAD+) activity
Source: RefSeq, a predicted model, not a curated record
UAACAACCGAGUCGAAACGACCUUCAACUUCAACCCGCUAAAUACCAGCCGGCAUCCAGAGGAAAAUUAUGGCAGAUCCAGUUAUAGUUGUCAUCACAGGGGCAGCAGGCCAGAUUGCCUACUCACUUCUCUACAAUGUGGCUAAAGGAGAUGUAUUUGGUAAAAAUCAAAAAGUUGUGCUGAGGCUGCUGGACAUCGGACCUAUGAUGGGAGUACUAAAAGGGGUAGAGAUGGAGAUUAACGACUGUGCGUUCCCACUUGUCUCGGAUGUGGUGGCCACAGAUGAUCCCGGUACAGCCUUUUCGGGUGCUGAUGUAGCCAUGCUGGUCGGGGCCAUGCCAAGGAGAGAGGGAAUGGAACGUAAAGAUUUGCUAAAAGCCAACGCUAAGAUCUUCAAAAGCCAGGGAGAAUGUAUAGACAAAGUGGCUAAAAAAAGUAUCAAGGUGGUAGUAGUGGGUAACCCAGCUAACACUAAUGCCCUGAUUUGCGCUCAAUCUGCUCCUUCGAUUCCCAGGGAAAAUUUCUCAGCUUUGACCCGUCUUGACCAAAACAGAGCACAAGCACAGGUUGCUGCUAAGUUGGGAAUUGCAUGUGAUGCUGUAAAAGACAUCGUCAUCUGGGGAAACCACUCAUCAACCCAGUUCCCUGAUCUGAGUUAUGCCAAGGUCUUGGAUGGUGAGGACUGGGUUGAAGCUUCUUCAAAAAUUCAGGAUGAUGACUGGAUCCACAAUGAGUUUGUCAAAACUGUUCAGACGCGAGGGGCUGCUGUCAUCGCUGCCAGGAAACUGUCAAGUGCCAUGUCCGCUGCCAAAGCCAUUGGUGAUCAUGUUAAGGACUGGUGGAAUGGAACAGGUCCGAGAAUUGUUUCUAUGGGAGUCAUGAGUGAUGGUAAAAGCUAUGGAAUUGAAGAAGGCCUCAUGUAUAGUUUCCCUGUGAAAAUUGAAGGAAAAGGAGUAUAUAAAAUCGUCGAAGGUCUCAACAUCAAUGACUGGCAGCGAAAGAUGAUGGAUGUGACUGCUGAAGAGUUGUCCAAUGAGAAAAAGGAUGCCUUUCAAUUCUUGUUGUCUGAAUGACCAACAGUUUCAAAGUUGUAGACUCUUCUUAGAGAUUACGCAUACAGAUUUAGUUGUGUUGGGCAUGUGAAGCAACCACACAUUCUCUAUUUGAAACAUAUUCUCACGCAUAAACGGAAAUUAAAAACAGUCAUUGAUGACAGUGAUAAUGCUUUUAAAUAUAUCACAUAAAAAGAUAUUUAUAUCAAUACAGCAAAGCUGAUUUUUUGUGUUUGAAACAUAUUGGGUGAAGGAGACACUUGUAGAAGUUCUUGAAGCAACAAAUAAAUCUGUUGGAUUAUAAUAUUAAUUCUUUAUUUUAAUUAUUAUAUCACAAUUUUGAAGCUUUACCAAGACCUGGAUUUACCGAUGUAGGAUCAAAUUUUCUGUCAAUAAGGGACAAAUCUGCCUGUAAAGGAGAACAAUCUAACUUAAGUCUGGUUAUAACUGGCUUCGUAAAUAUGCUGUUAGUCUGACAGUUGAGAGUUUAAGUAUUCAUCAUGACUAUGAGAUAUAGGAACAUAAAUCUACCAUUAAUUUGGCUAUCGAGAGUACAUGAACAAUUAUUCUUGCUAUAGGAUGUAGUUUUUUGUCUAUAGGGAAGUAAUUUACGAUUUAUCUGGCUAUAGAGCAAUAAUUAACCAAAAGUUGGCAGUUUGGAGUUGACCCAGUUAACUUCUUCUAGAUGGUGAAACGGUUGUGUUCUGAAAAAAUUCUUGUGUAGUGUCCCUGUUUUUCUGUAAUCCUCAUGUUUUAUUAUUUAUGUCUGUCAUUUAACAGAAUUUGCUUCUUACUUCUUGAUAAGGUUGUAAAACAGUUUAAGAUUAAGGGUAGUUUUAGUUAGCACUAGGGCUCUCAACAUAAAUUUGAAAAGAUGGAAAUUAUAUUAUUUCACAGCAUAUCUAAUGUAUAGUGUAACAUACAUGCAUUUUAAACUAAGUCCACAUAGUACCUUAUUAAAACCUGUCUAUCAACUACCCUAUUUUAAUGUUUGUGUUAUCACACAAAAUAAACAAGUACGUGUAUGUAUGUAAUCAUAUUAUCAUCUCCUGUUACGAGUACUACAGGCUCCUUUCACUGAUAAUUAAGAGUCAUAACAUUAAAACUGACAAUAUCUAACCCUUACCACUACUAUGAAACAGUUUGAUUCAAACUGAUGUUGUUCAUAUCACAGUCAGCAUCUGCUGUAUCAUAAUUCUUAGAACAAUUGUUCACAAAGUGUCAUAUGGUUGCACAUCUCAAUCUGUUCCAGAUGUUUCCUUGUUAUAUAGAUUAUAUAUAUCUUUUGUAUGUAGAAUGUUGUGUUUGCUUUAUGGUUUUGAUGUGGUAAGCAUGUAGCUAGUAUGUAUACCUUUGUAACCUUAACCAAGCAAAACCCUUGGGUACAUGACGACUCUAUAUGAAAGUAUGUAGUAUAGAGCUUUGAUCUUCCGUGAGGUUUUGUGGUAUGAUAUUUGAAUAAGGUUGGUGCUGGGGGUAAGGAAUAAUUGAGGACUGUAUUAGUCUAACCAUAAUGUACAAGAUAUUUCCCGUUCCUGAAGCACAAUAGAUUUCCUUACUCUGACCCUGAAAAACAAUGGAUUUCCCUUCCAUAACCCUGAAAAACAAUGGAUUUCCCUUCCCUCACCCUGAAACACAAUGCAUUUCCCUUCCCUGACCCUGAAACACAAUUGAUUUCCCUGCUCUGAUCCUGAAACACAGCGAUUUUCCUUACCUAGCCCAAAACACAAAUUUCCCUUCUCCACCCUCUGGUUUGACCUCUAGUUGAGGGCUUUGUCUAACCUGUUGACACCAGAAAGUUCCCUUUUGACCAGACUGUUUUACAGUUUGGAGAUUUAUGACCAAGAUUUUUGCCAGAUGUGAUAUUGCAAAAUUAUACAUUGUAAAGCUAAGGCUGAAUUGUUGUUAUUUAUUAAUUUUGUCUAUUUUUAAGUGCAGUAUUUGAUAUGCCUGAUGAGUAAAAGUAGCAUUACUGUAUCUAGUUAUGAUAAUUAUAAUGAAGAAUAUUUAUACAAUGGAAGAACAAGAGAGGAUAAAGUGCAAAUUAUUUCUUGUUGUUCCUAUAUAUGUACAGCAUACUUAAUGACAAGUUGAUCCAGAGAAUUGAUAAGAGGAAUUUCAAAUCUAGAACAUGAAUAAGAAGGAUCAUGAUCAAAUGUAAUUUGAUUCCAUGAACAUUAACCUGUGAUUUCAUUUCCCUUAACAAUUCAAUCCUCUAGAGAUUAUCUCUUGUUACCUGCCAAUCAUGUAUGAUAACAGAAAACCUCAAAUUAAAAAUAUAUCUAAUGUG